Molecule: messenger RNA, 798 nt
Organism: Ilex paraguariensis (yerba mate)
Lineage: Eukaryota; Viridiplantae; Streptophyta; Magnoliopsida; Aquifoliales; Aquifoliaceae
Source: the annotation of a GenBank genome assembly
AUGCUGUUUAUUUUACUUGUCCUAAGGUAUCCGCUUGGGCAUGUGAUUGGUGGAACUGUUUACCCUGGAUUGACGUUGAUGGCAGGCACCUUGUGGUGGAUACAGAAUUCUUUAAACAUUCCUCUAUCUGUGGAGACUGUUUGUGUAUUUACUGCUCCAACAUUCUCUGGUAUUGCUGCUUGCGCUACUUUCCUUUUGACGAAGGAAGGUAAGGGCACCGGUGCUGGACUGACUGCAGCAGCUCUUUUGGCCAUGGUUCCAUCCUAUAUAUCUCGCUCUGUGGCUGGCAGUUAUGACAAUGAAGCUGUUGCUAUAUUUGCUUUGAUCUUCACUUUUUAUCUCUAUAUAAAGAAUUCUUUAAACAUUCCUCUAUCUGUGGAGACUGUUUGUGUAUUUACUGCUCCAACAUUCUCUGGUAUUGCUGCUUGCGCUACUUUCCUUUUGACGAAGGAAGGUAAGGGCACCGGUGCUGGACUGACUGCAGCAGCUCUUUUGGCCAUGGUUCCAUCCUAUAUAUCUCGCUCUGUGGCUGGCAGUUAUGACAAUGAAGCUGUUGCUAUAUUUGCUUUGAUCUUCACUUUUUAUCUCUAUAUAAAGGUUGAUCAUUUUUUAUGGAUCUUUAUUGAAAUUUUACUGAUGGAUUGUGAUUUGUAUAACGAACCAUUUCCUGACUAUGAUUACUCAUUAUCUGCGGACACUGAACACUGGAUCCCUCUUUUAUGCUACUUUAAAUGCGAUAGAAUACUUUUACUGGUCACUAUUCCUCUCGGCUGUACAUUGCAUAUGCUCCACUUGUAA